AUGGAGGCGCAGGGCUGCCUCUCCUUCUGCCCCAGCGCACCCCCGCCACCGCCCGCAGGCAAAGCCCCCCCAGCUCCAGGCCUGCAGCGGCGCACCUUCCAGGGCACCCAGAAGCUACCGACCCCCCCUCAGCAUCACCCGCUUCCCCCGCAGCCGUUGCGGCUCAGCCCCAGGCCGGGCCGCUACCCGGACACGGACCCUCCAGCCCAGGAGAAAGCGGCCCACAAAUACCUGGAGUCCCCCAGCCCGAGCCACCAGGCGCUGUCUGUCAACGGGAAGGCUUUCUACCAGGCCGUGGCCGAAGCUGGAGCAAAAAGCGCCAAAGGGCAGGGGUACCACCCCGUGCCCACAGACUGCAGAGCCCAGCUGGAAGAAGCCCCUGAUCUCAGCUGCUCCCCAGCUGCUUCUCUGGGCAGUUUGAGGGAGCACAUCUCCCCUGAGCUCACUGACGCCAUGGAGCUAUCCAAGAACAAGAACAAGAAGAGGAGGAACAGGACGACCUUCAGCACCUUCCAACUGGAAGAGCUGGAGAAGGUCUUCCAGAAAACCCAUUACCCCGAUGUGUAUGCCAGGGAGCAGCUGGCACUGAGGACAGACCUAACAGAAGCCAGGGUCCAGGUUUGGUUCCAGAACCGGAGAGCAAAGUGGCGGAAACGGGAACGUUAUGGGAAAAUCCAGGAGGCGAGAAAUCCCUUCGCAGCCACCUACGACAUCUCUGCCCUGCCCAGGGCUGAAAACUACCCUCAGCUGCAGAAUAACCUGUGGCCGAGCGCCGGAUCGGGGAGCCCUGCAGGCCCCUGCCUCAUGCCCCCUGAGAGCAUCCCUUCCCCCUGCGUGUCUCCAUACCCGCAUGCCCAUGGGAACAUUGCCGGAUUCAUGGGCAUCCCUGGUUCUCCCAACCAACACCCCGGGAUCAACAACCUGUACUCCAUCCACGGCUUCCCCCCUUCCCUCGGCAGCCACGGCUUUGAGCCCCCACCGGACAACGACUACAAGUCCCCGGGCCUGGUCACGCUGAGAGUGAAAUCCAAAGAGCCUGCCAGCCUGCUUAACUGGACCACGUGAUCACCCUGGAAGGAGC
Messenger RNA from Chelonia mydas (Green sea turtle), 1081 nucleotides. RefSeq names its product ALX homeobox 3 (gene ALX3). The transcript is spliced from 4 exons. The coding region runs from base 1 to 1065 and encodes 354 amino acids. Gene Ontology annotation, biological process: regulation of transcription by RNA polymerase II. NCBI's taxonomy places the organism in Eukaryota, Metazoa, Chordata, Testudines, Cheloniidae. Gene Ontology annotation, molecular function: RNA polymerase II transcription regulatory region sequence-specific DNA binding; DNA-binding transcription factor activity, RNA polymerase II-specific. The record is from RefSeq and is a predicted model, not a curated record.